UUAAAACCUCCCAUAAAAAAUAAUUAUUUUAUCAUUAAAAUCCUCCAAAUUCUUCAAUCCGUUGAUCUCCAUCAGAAAUUACACGUGUCGUUUCGAUAGAUAUACUUUCCACUGAUCUCCCCUCAUAAUAUAAAGAAUUAAUAAUCCUCCAAAAUCACCAAAGUAAUUCGUUUGAUUGUUGAAAUUAAAAAAAAAAAAAAAAAAGAAAAAAAUUGAUUGAAUUUGAAGAGAUGAUGGAUGCAGAUUACAUAGAGAGCACAGAUUCAUCUUCAAACUCAUCGUCUCAUCUGCAGCUGCCGCCGGGGUUCCGAUUUCAUCCGACGGACGAGGAAUUAGUGGUUCAUUAUCUCACAAGAAAGCUUUCUUCUUCUCCUCUUCCAGCCCCCAUCAUCGCUGAACUUGAUUUGUACAAGUUCGAUCCAUGGGACCUACCAAGUAAAGCGGUGUUUGGGAAGAACGAAUGGUAUUUUUUCACUCCAAGAGAGAGGAAAUACCCAAACGGAGCAAGACCAAAUAGAGCAGCAAUAUCAGGGUAUUGGAAGGCAACAGGAACAGAUAAGCCAAUUAUGAGCUGUAAUGGUAAUGGAAAUGGAACUCAGAAAGUUGGAGUUAAGAAAGCUUUGGUGUUUUAUGGUGGAAGGCCUCCUAAAGGUGUCAAAACCAAUUGGAUAAUGCAUGAAUAUAGGCUCCUCCAUGUUCCUAAUCCUAAUCUCAAGCCUCUCGAUGCUCACACCACAAAUCCAAAACCUUCUCUCAAGCUUGAUGAUUGGGUUUUGUGCCGAAUUUACAUGAAAAAUAUUGCACAAGCAUUGACCAUAGAGCGUGAAAUGGAGGAAUUAUCGAGGGUGGCAGCGGCGGCGGCGAGGCCACUGAAGACGGUGGUCGGAGGCGGGCACAAAGGCAGCGGAAAUUGCUACUUGGACGUGGUGGCCUUAUCAAGCGAAGGCGACGACAUAAUUAAUCAUCAAAACAAUUCAAAUAUCUCGGAAUUACCUUCAUCCAGCUGUAGCUCCAAACGCGGCCUUACAUGUCAGCUUUGGAGCGGCGGCGCAACCGCAUCCAACGACGGCGGAAAGCCACUCCGGCUUGAUCUCAUGAAUAGCUACAGCGGCGGCGCGACUACGGCCGGAACUGAGGAAAAUACAAUCUCAUACAUGUCUCUUCUCAACCAACUGCCGGUGCAAAACGCAGCGUUUCAAUCCGGUGCGCCACUUAUUGGCUCCUUAAACGGCGGCGUUUUGAGGCAACACUUUCAACUUCCUACCAACAUCAACUGGAACUCUUAAUCAAUUUCAGCUAUUAUUGUAAAAUUUCAAAAAAAAAAAAAAAAAAGAAAAAGAAAAAGAAGAAGAUAUAAUUAUAUGACUAGUUUAAAUUAGCAAAUUAGGGGACAAAUUUAGAAAAUUUCAAAAAAAAAAAAGGUAUAAUGUUUAACUUGGGUAGAGAAUAUAAGUUGAUGUAGGGUGGUUAUAUGAUAUAUCUAGAGAUUUUGUGGG
This is a messenger RNA of Benincasa hispida (wax gourd), 1496 nucleotides long. RefSeq names its product NAC transcription factor 25-like. Lineage: Eukaryota; Viridiplantae; Streptophyta; Magnoliopsida; Cucurbitales; Cucurbitaceae. The record is from RefSeq and is a predicted model, not a curated record. Gene Ontology annotation, molecular function: DNA binding. Gene Ontology annotation, biological process: system development; regulation of DNA-templated transcription.